AUGAAUAAGAAGGUUCGAAAUCCAGCUUACCCACCAAAAUCUAUGUCAAGUAUGACCGACCCAGGACGCCAAAAACUGUUGCGGGAUCUGGAGGAAAUAGAGGCUGCUGCCGAAAAGGUGCUGGCUGACCAGGAGCGUUGCAAGUUGUAUGACAUUAAUUUGCGCAAAACGCAAGAGGCACUCAAUAGACUGAAGGAUCCAGACGCGCCGAGUGAUGUUUGGACCUGCCUAGCUCGCCAAUUUUUCAGCGUUCCAAGAUUUUCCCUGCAGACUGCCCUACAGUCGGAUGUCUCUACCUACAAGGCUGAAGUGAAUACCCUAAGAGACCGAAUAAAAGAAGAGUUGAACUUCCUGCGAGAACUGGAGGGAAAAAAUCCACUUCAAGGCUUUAACUUGGAGCCUCUUUCAAGCGACGAACUGUCUUCACUCAAUAGUGGUGGUGACCUUUAA
Molecule: messenger RNA, 450 nt
Organism: Dibothriocephalus latus
Lineage: Eukaryota; Metazoa; Platyhelminthes; Cestoda; Diphyllobothriidea; Diphyllobothriidae
Source: the annotation of a GenBank genome assembly